This is a messenger RNA of Ostrinia nubilalis (European corn borer), 1450 nucleotides long. Its product is annotated as THAP domain-containing protein 5-like. The transcript has 4 exons. NCBI's taxonomy places the organism in Eukaryota, Metazoa, Arthropoda, Insecta, Lepidoptera, Crambidae. The record is from RefSeq and is a predicted model, not a curated record. Bases 641 to 1210 code for a protein of 189 amino acids.
GGGUAGACACUUCUCAUACAAAAACUAGUCUCUAUAUGUAGCAAUUGAUAUACAACCUUAUCCCUUAAGUAAUAAAGUGCAUUUUGGAUUGAUUUCACUAUAGCAGGGGAACCCGCGGAUCAAUACCACCAUACUAAAAAUAAUUGUUAGUGUCCUUAUGUUGGUAGUAUUGUUAGUUUGACAAAUGAAAAAAAAUGUCUGUCAAUUGAGUUUGAGUUUUAAACCGGCGAAUUGAUUCGUGUGAAGUUAUUUUCUCAGAUUUGGUGCAAUAUUACUGUAAAUAAACUUUUCUGUCGUUUACGUUGAGUUGAUUAAGUUCCUCCGUAUCGGGCGUGAUAAAGUUUGCUGUUCAGUGUUAUGUUUUUUGUGAGAUAGAGACUCUUUUAAAUAAGCUGUGUUUCAACUUCUACAGAAGUUUAAACUCUUAUUUACUUUUCUGUUUAAUGGGUAUGUUAUCUACUUACUUGAAAUAUUAGAUCUAUUACAAAUCUAUUUUUCAUUAAAAACAACCCUAUGUGAUGAAAAUGUAAAUGUACUUUCAAAACUGGUAAAUGCAUGAACCAGGGCAUUGACACUGGUUGGAGAGAAAUUAUAGGCUUUGUUUAAUUAAUACCUAUUUCAUUUUAGGCUUCUACUGAUAAUGGAGAGUAGAAACAACAAGAAGUGCGUUAUUUGUAAUAAGAGGCGAAGUCGUGGUGGAUCACCCUUACUUUUGAGUAGGUUUCCUCUGGAUUCUGACCGUUGUCGAAUGUGGGUUAAAAAUGCUGGCAUAGAAGACUUAGCAUAUGUACCUAUUGAAAAGUUACACCAACUGAAGUUUGUUUGUGGUGGGCACUUCACUCCUGAAUCCUUCAAUGCCAAAGGAACUCGGCUGAAGAACUCAGCUAUUCCAACACUGGAAUUGAGCAAUCCCAUCUUGCCAGAUGAAGUUUUGACAGAGUUUCCUCUUCAUGUAAAAGACUCCAAUAAAGAAAACCUCAAGACAGUUCUUUAUGAUCAUUCAUAUUGCAUUCCAAAGAAGUCAAAUCCAGUUGAACGAGUUCCCCUUACAACUACAACCAAACAACUAAAUUCAACAUGUUUGGGAGCUGUGGAUAUACCAGAUUCUGGUAUUUCUGCGAAAACAACUUUUGAACCUCUUCCUUCUACUUCCAAUGCACCAGAACAUAUGACCUAUAAACCCAUUACUCAUGGUAAGUGUACAAACUAAUUAUUUACCUUCUAAAAUAUGCCUUCCCUCAAACUAAAGAAUGCCACCCUGGAUGCGUUCUGCAGUCUGCAGUCAGGUCAAAAUGAACUUAUAUGUACAACAUUCUAGGUUUCUGUACAUUUUAUAUUAAUGCGAUUUGACCGUGCGGAUACGAACAAAGAACGCAAAGCACACGUGACUGAUUGCCUUAUCACGACCACUUACAGAUUGUCUUGACAUACCCGCAGACCGCAUCCAGAA